Molecule: messenger RNA, 1048 nt
Organism: Folsomia candida
Lineage: Eukaryota; Metazoa; Arthropoda; Collembola; Entomobryomorpha; Isotomidae
Product: putative glycine-rich cell wall structural protein 1
Exons: 6
Coding region: 1-729 (242 amino acids)
Source: RefSeq, a predicted model, not a curated record
AUGCUUAAAUUUGUCAUCAUCGCCUGUCUGGGCCUUAUCCAAGUCCAGGCUGAACCUCCUUCUUCAAACUAUGGAGCUCCUUCCAGAGGCGGUGGGGGUGGUGGAAGUGGUGGAUACUCCGGAGGGGGUGGUAGUGGGGGUGGGGGUGGUGGGUACUCUGGUGGGGGCGGUGGUGGUGGCGGGGGGUUCAGUGGGAGUAGCAGCGGCGGCGGUGGAGGAGGUGAAGAACAAACCAAUGAAGGAGCAUCGAUCGUAGAUGAAGCUCUUCUUCAACGAGUUGCUCAAAUUCUUGCUCAAGGAGGAAGUGGGGGUGGUGGCGGAGGUGGUGGUGGAGGAAGUGGAGGAGGUGGUGGGUACUCUGCCCCCGCCGCGCAACCCCAAAGUGGUUAUGGAGCUCCAUCCCGAGGUGGUGGUGGUGGUGGCUCAUCAGGCGGGUAUUCUGGUGGUGGUGGUGGUGGUGGCUCAUCAGGAGGGUAUUCUGCCCCCGCCCCACAACCCCAAAGUGGGUACGGAGCCCCUCAACAGCGACAAGGUGGUGGAGGUGGUGGUGGCGUUGAACUAGGUCGCCCAGAAAUGGCUCGACUCGUAGGCUCGUUUACCGAGCAGGGUCAGUCUUCAGGCCAGGGACGAAGCAGUGGAGGUUAUGGUGCUCCCCCAAGCCAAGGUCCGUCCAGUUCCUACGGAGCCCCAGCCCCUCAACCUCAACCUGCCCGAGGAGGAUACCAGUAAAGAGAGAGCGAGUGGCCCAACCAAAUUGCGUAACUCUCUAACAUACAUAAACAUGCACAAUAAUUUAAAUUGUAAUGAGAUCCAGCAGAGUGAACUGAUUCAACUCCGAUGAGCAUAUUGUUAUUAGAAAGCGAAAGUCGUACUAUUUUUGUUUAAUGUAAAUUUACGCACCAAUUCUUCCCUAAUUUAUUUUUUUAUAUGGCUCAACCACGCAAAGAGAUUAAAGAAUUGUAACAAAUUCCAACUGUGAUUUUGUCACUUGUUAUUUGUGUUUUUAAUAAAUUUUAUCUGUGUAUCACACAUGCUGAGAUUUGCAUAA